Clarias gariepinus (North African catfish) is the source of this 4434-nucleotide messenger RNA. RefSeq names its product myosin light chain kinase b (gene mylkb). Gene Ontology annotation, molecular function: protein binding; ATP binding; protein kinase activity. Bases 263 to 3247 code for a protein of 994 amino acids. Lineage: Eukaryota; Metazoa; Chordata; Actinopteri; Siluriformes; Clariidae. The transcript has 17 exons. The record is from RefSeq and is a predicted model, not a curated record. Gene Ontology annotation, biological process: protein phosphorylation.
CAUUCUCUCUUUUUUGUUCUUUCUCCUCCCUCACUCUAUUCCAGGGCAUCUGAGCCAGCGGUGGCUCAAACAGAGCAGCAGGGAGCCACAGACGGAGCAGGACCUCCACCUAGUUCUUUAAGACCCAGGAUCUCCCCAAAACCCAUUUCAAAGGAGGAUACGUCUCUUGGCGUUCCGGAAACUCCAGGUCUAAAAUUAAAGAAAGCAAGAACCUUUCAGAAGUUCCCUGGGGAGUAGUGUGAGUAGUGGCUAAGGAGAACAGAUGGACUUCAGGGCAGCCCUUAAGCCCCGAGCGGGACCUAAACUGGGGUCAGAGAUCAAGACGAACACCCCAGCCAAAGUAGACUUUAGGUCAGUGUUGGGAAAGAAAGAAGGAGGCUCACCCAAACCAACUCCAGCAGUGCCGGAUAACAGCGGUGCACCUGCAGACUUCAGGGCUGUACUCAACAAGAAAAAAAACCCCGAGCCAGAGAAGCCUAGCACGAAAGAUCCAGCUCCUCCACCAGCAAUUUCCAAGGACAAACAAACAAAUAUUAACGGAGUGAACGUAGAUACAGAUAACAAAAAGAACAAUUUAGUAGAAAACAAAGAGACUGACAAAAAUAAAGACACAGGAACAACAAAAAAGGAGAGCAUCCCUUGCACGGAAAAGAAAAGUGAUGUUGAGGUAGUGGAACCAGAGAACAAAAGUGGAAGUGUCGAUCAGAAGAAGAGUAAUGAUGUGGAUGGGAGUUCAGAUGAAAAGAAGAUUGUGGUCAAUUCCGUGGAUGGUGAGGAUGGAAGGAAGAAAAGCACAGGCAAAGCACCUGUGUUCACGCAGCCUCUGAGUGAUUUGACGGUUCUCGAUGGGGAGCGGCUGAGGUUAGAGUGCACGGUGACCUCUGACCCUCAAGCUGUCAUCACCUGGACACUUGAUGGGAAAGUUGUGAAGCCGUCGAAAUUUAUUAUCUUAUCCAAUGAAGGAGGUAGGUGUUCUCUUACCAUAGACAAAGCCCUUCCGGAGGAUGAGGGGCGUUUUUUGUGCAAAGCAGAGAAUUCAGAAGGGAAAGCUGAAUGCUCUUGCAUGGUUCAAGUGGAUGAUCCUACAGAUCCAUCAGUAGAUAAGAAAAACAAGAAAAGCUCAUCUUCAACACCUACAACAGAGCAUGAAGCCAGAAUAAAAAAGAAACCAGCACCAAAGUCUCCCACCAAACAAGGUUCUCCUCCCCAGGUUCUUCAGUUCCCAGGCGAUCUCAAGAUCAGAGCAGGAGAAAAGGUGGAGCUAUUGUGUAACUUUGGGGGCACUGCACCCAUUACCUGCAACUGGCUCAAGUUCAAGAAACCGAUCCAGACAGCAAGUGGCGGCAUCACUAUAGAGAAUUCAGAGAACAGCAGUCAGUUGACGAUCGCAGCGAGUGACCAGGACCACUGUGGCUGCUACACCCUGGAGCUGCAGAACAAAUACGGCACCAAACAAGCCUCGCUUAACCUUACUGUCGUAGACAAGCCUGAUCCACCAGCUGGUGUCCCAGCCGCAUCAGAUGUUCGCCGUUCCUCGCUCACCCUCUCCUGGUAUGGACCCACAUAUGAUGGUGGAAGUAUUGUCAAGUCAUACAACUUGGAGAUCUGGAACUCCCUGGACAACACGUGGAGUGAUCUUACCUCCUGCAACAGCACCUCCUAUCAUGUCCAGCAGCUGCUCCCAGAUCGGCAGUACAAGUUCCGUGUACGUGCAGUUAACAUGUAUGGCGUUGGUGAACCCAGCGCCGAGUCAGAAUCUGUCACUGUAGGAGAACCAGAGGUGCCAGAAAAAAAAGGAGAAGAAGCAGAAGCUGCAGCUUCCGAUGAUGAUUCAGAAAAGGAGCCCGAGUAUAGGGAUGUGACCAUAAAGAAAGACAACACAGUUAAAGAUUUCUAUGAUGUGGAGGACCGCUUGGGCACAGGCAAAUUUGGCCAGGUCUUCAAACUGGUGGAGAAGUCGACCAAAAAGGUGUGGGCCGGGAAGUUCAUCAAAGCCUUCUCGCAAAAAGAGAAGGAGAACGUGCGACAAGAGAUUGGCAUCAUGAACAGUCUCCACCAUCCUAAACUUGUGCAAUGUGUGGACGCCUUCGAAGGCAAAUCAGACAUUGUGAUGGUUUUAGAAAUGAUUUCUGGGGGCGAGCUGUUUGAGCGAAUCGUCGAUGAGGAUUUUGAGCUGUCUGAACGUGAGGUCAUUAAGUAUAUGCUGCAGAUUAUCGACGGUGUUCAGUUUAUCCACAAACAGGGCAUUGUGCACCUGGACCUCAAGCCGGAGAACAUCAUGUGUGUCAACAAGACAGGCAGCAAGAUAAAACUCAUCGACUUUGGCCUUGCACGAAGGCUAGUGAACUCGGGUUCCCUCAAGGUCCUCUUUGGAACACCUGAGUUUGUAGCUCCUGAGGUCAUUAAUUAUGAAGAAAUUGGCUAUGCAACGGAUAUGUGGAGCAUUGGGGUGAUCUGUUAUAUCCUUCUCAGUGGUCUCUCACCAUUCAUGGGGGACAACGAUAAUGAAACGCUUGCAAACGUUACCUCAGCGACCUGGGACUUUGAGGACGAGGCUUUUGAUGAGAUCUCCGAGGAAGCCAAGGACUUUAUCAGCAACCUCCUGAAGAAAAAUAAGAAAGCCAGACUGACCUGUGAACAGUGUAUGGAGCACAAGUGGCUUAAACAGGACACCAAGAACAUGGAAGCCAAGCAGCUCUCCAAAGAACGCAUGAAAAAGUACAUACUGAGACGCCGAUGGCAGAAAACAGGAAACGCAGUGCGAGCCAUCUCCAGAUUCAGCUCUAUGGGAAUGUUAGGAGGAAUCGGGCUAAAGAAAAGCUCGCCAACUGAAGAAGCACCACCUGCGCCAUUCCUAGAGACUACAGAAGAAGAGAACCACACCCCUGAACCUCCCACCUUCUCCCUCGUUAUCCAGGACGUAGAGGUGGUGGAGGGGAGCGCCGCCCGCUUUGACUGCAAGAUUGAGGGCUACCCAGAUCCUGAGGUGGUAUGGUACAAGGAUGACCAGCCCAUCAAGGAGACACGUCACUUCCAGAUCGACUACGAAGAGGAUGGCCACUGCAGCCUGGUAAUAUCUGAGGUGUGUCCUGACGAUGACGCCAAAUACACCUGCAAAGCAGUGAACAGCCUGGGAGAAGCCAGCUGCACAGCCGAACUGAUGGUGGAGUUCAUGCAGGAGGAAGAAGGAGAGGGGGAAGAGGAAGAAGAGGAGGAGGAGGAGGAGGAGGAAGAAGAGGAGGAGUAAGCAUCUGGGUGGAUGAGGAAAAGCUGACAAGAAGGGACACAAGUGGAAGAUUGGACACUGUGGGAGCUUUGGAUCUCUCUUAAAGCUUGCAUUCUUUCUCUGCUGCUUUUGUUUGUGAACACAGACUGUAAGUCUUACACCAGUGCAGCCGUUCGUGCACUCGUUGUCUUUACAGAGCAAAUGGAUAGUUUGUGUGAACACUCAGCCACAUCAAAGACAUUCCAGCCUGGGCUUGGUUUCGGGGAAUCAUCAGCCGCUGAGAUCUGUUUGGCCAAAAAUGGACAAGUGUCAGAACUGCAAACCUUUCGGUGCCAACAUUUGGACUUUCAAACCACUCCUAUUGUUCAUUAUACAAAACACCAGCAAUUAUUUUUGAAAGACGGCUCACAGUACUUGGCUUCCUCAGUCAGUUUUUUUUUGUGUGUGUGUGUGUGUGUGUGUGUGUGUGCAUGUUUCACAGUUCUGCUUACACAAGAGCACACUCAAGUGGUGAAAAAAAGUCAUGUAAUGUAUUUCAACUUUAAUGUAGCCUAGUUUUUUUUUUAUUUGUUAUUCUAGGCUAUGGCUCCUGAUACACUUUUAAAAAUCUGACUUUAUGAACAUUAUUUUUAUCUGAAGAUCUGAGUCAUGAUUGAUACAUUUGUAGACAUCAGAAAUAGCAAGUCUUUUUACUUUUUUAUCAUGGCUCUAUUGUGAUAUUUAAUUACCCUGAUAUCACUGUGCUCUGAAAGGUAUUAAAUCUUUUCACCAGGCUUGAGGAAUUCUGUGCUAUUUCGGCUCUUCACCUUUAGUAUAGGCAACAUGCAUGACAAAGCAUCCUUGUAUACUGGGGUGAAUAUGAUUAAGAAGGUCCCGUUGCAAUCCUCAUCCUUUAUUUAUGUCUUUGUACAGGCUUUUGUCACCAUGCUGGGGGUUUCUGAGUCAUCUCAGAGAAUGAAUUAGUUAAAGCUAAGAGAACCUGAACUUGAUUUUGGCGAGUUUUACACUUUACAUAAUUCAACAGAAAUAGUCACUGAGACAAAUACAAAACACACAGAAGAUUAUUCAGAAGAAUUUAUGAAUAUAUUACAGGCAAAAACACAAACCAAGUAAACAACUGUAUAAUUUAAAUGUGUUGGUUUGAUCAGUGUCAAUGGUUUGCAUCUGAAUUUGAGUGGCCACAAAAAUAAAAGUCUUUUCCUCUCUUA